CUUUGGAAACAUGAUGAGCAAGGAGAAGCGGGAAUCUGUCAGCAAAGAGGACCUCGCAAAGGCCACUUUAAUAACCAUCACUAACAACAUUGGCUCCAUAGCACGGAUGUGUGCACUUAAUGAGAACAUCAAUCGAGUGGUGUUCGUUGGCAAUUUCCUUCGGAUCAAUACCAUCUCCAUGAGGCUUCUGGCAUAUGCUUUGGACUACUGGUCAAAGGGACAGUUAAAAGCACUUUUCUUAGAACAUGAGGGUUAUUUUGGUGCGGUCGGUGCUCUUCUGGAACUCCUGGAUUCAGCCUGA
Messenger RNA from Antrostomus carolinensis (chuck-will's-widow), 301 nucleotides. Its product is annotated as pantothenate kinase 3-like. The annotation marks the transcript as partial. NCBI's taxonomy places the organism in Eukaryota, Metazoa, Chordata, Aves, Caprimulgiformes, Caprimulgidae. The record is from RefSeq and is a predicted model, not a curated record. Gene Ontology annotation, cellular component: nucleus; cytosol. The transcript has 3 exons. Gene Ontology annotation, molecular function: ATP binding; pantothenate kinase activity. Gene Ontology annotation, biological process: coenzyme A biosynthetic process.